This is a messenger RNA of Vigna unguiculata (cowpea), 1648 nucleotides long. It is a transcript of the gene ALDH3F1, whose product is annotated as aldehyde dehydrogenase 3F1. Gene Ontology annotation, biological process: aldehyde metabolic process. Gene Ontology annotation, molecular function: aldehyde dehydrogenase (NAD+) activity. Lineage: Eukaryota; Viridiplantae; Streptophyta; Magnoliopsida; Fabales; Fabaceae. Gene Ontology annotation, cellular component: cytoplasm. The record is from RefSeq and is a predicted model, not a curated record.
UAAAUUAACAAAAAAGCAAUAAAUUGAUACUUGAACAAAACUGAAUUGUUAUGGAAAUGGGUAGGGAAAUGGAAGAGAUAGUAAGAGAUUUGAGGGAAUACUUCAAGACUGAAAAAACCAAAAGUGUAACAUGGAGGAAAAACCAGCUCACAGGUAUCUUAGACCUUAUUCAUGAAAACGAAGAUGCUAUAUUCAAAGCCCUUCAUCUAGAUCUUGGAAAGCACCCUGCUGAGGCUUACCGUGAUGAGGUUGGAGGGGUAGAAAAAUCAGCCAACAAAUCUUUGAGCUGUGUUCAGAAAUGGAUGGCUCCUAAAAAGAGUGACAUCCCUUUGCUUUUCUUUCCAGCUAAAGGAGAAGUGUUCUCAGAACCCCUGGGUGUGGUUCUCAUAUUUUCUUCAUGGAACUUCCCAAUCAUGCUGUCAUUGGAUCCAUUAAUUGGGGCAAUAUCUGCUGGAAAUGUUGUAGUGAUAAAACCUUCAGAGCAAGCUCCAGCUUGCUCUGAGUUCCUUGCCAAUACCAUUCCUCAGUACUUGGACUCUAAUGCCAUCAAGGUCAUUGAGGGUGGAUCAACUGUUUGUGAACAACUACUGCAGCAAAAAUGGGACAAAAUCUUCUUCACUGGAAGUCCAAGUGUGGGAAGCAUGGUCAUGUCUGCUGCUGCAAAGAAUUUAACUCCUGUUACUCUAGAGUUGGGUGGAAAAUGCCCUGCCAUACUUGAUUCGCUUCCCAAUCCUUCAGAAUUUAAGUUGGCAGUGAAAAGAAUUAUAGGAGGAAAGUGGGGACCUUGCAGUGGACAAGCUUGCAUAGGAAUAGACUAUUUGCUCGUUGAGGAGAACUUAUCAUAUUCUCUGAUAGAGCUAUUAAAGAAGAUAAUCAGAAGAUUUUAUGGUGAAAACCCGGCGGAGUCAAAAGUAAUUUCCAGAAUAGUAAACAAGCACCACUUUGAGAGAAUACGCAAUCUUCUCAAAGAACCUCUUGUCGCUGCUUCCAUCGUUCAUGGUGGUUUGAUCGAUGAAGAAAACCUGUUCAUCGAGCCUACAAUCUUGCUAGAUCCUCCACUAGAUUCUCAGAUAAUGACAGAAGAAAUAUUUGGUCCACUGCUUCCUAUAAUCACACUGAAUAAAAUUCAAGAAAGCAUUGAAUUUAUCAAUGCAAAACCGAAACCUCUUGCCAUUUAUGCCUUCACCAAAGAUGAAACUUUCAAGAGAAAAAUUGUAUCAGAAACAUCCUCAGGAAGUGUCAUAUUUAAUGACACCUUGGUUCAAUUUUUAUGUGAUACAUUACCAUUUGGAGGUGUUGGGCAGAGUGGUUUUGGAAGGUACCAUGGGAAGUACUCUUUUGACACUUUCAGCCAUGAAAAAGCAGUGAUGCACAGAAAGCUGUUCCUUGAAAUUGAACCAAGGUACCCUCCUUGGAGUCGGUUCAAGCUAGAGUUUCUGAAACUCGCAUACAGGCUCAACUACUUUGGACUAUUACUGCACAUGUUGGCUUUCAAACUCGGCUUAAAAAAAUACAACUAGAUCAAUACAACCUCAACUUCCUCAUGUUGUGAACAUCAACUUCGUGUUGUAAUAAGCGAACCUCUGUGUCUCUUGUUUUCUUGCUUGUCAUAGAAUGUUUCUACUUCCAACGUCUCAGAUUUUGAAAA